Messenger RNA from Pomacea canaliculata, 905 nucleotides. Its product is annotated as N-acetylated-alpha-linked acidic dipeptidase-like protein. The record is from RefSeq and is a predicted model, not a curated record. Gene Ontology annotation, molecular function: carboxypeptidase activity. NCBI's taxonomy places the organism in Eukaryota, Metazoa, Mollusca, Gastropoda, Architaenioglossa, Ampullariidae. Bases 311 to 871 code for a protein of 186 amino acids. The transcript is spliced from 3 exons.
AUUUACAGUAUCGAAAGCCAAAAAAUGCCCAAAGUGCAUCAGUUCGUGAAGCCUCGAGACUUUGGGCCUUGAACUGCCGCCCUCGAGAUGACACUUGUGCUGUUCAUGUUUACUCGGCACGUUUAGGGUACAGUGUGUCUAAACACAGAAUGUAAGAUGAGCCAAUCACGAUGAGCCUGUGCUCAUGACACCUUCGUGCACACUGCACUGCUAGUCACAGCAGCCUUCCCCGACACCCGACACCCGGCACCCGACACCCGACACCCGGGAUCCCUCAUGUCAGGAAGCAUUUUACACACGUAACACAACUAUGGACAGUGUAGAUGAUAUUUCAAGUACGAAGCAGCGUCGAAGCACAACCCUGGUUUUGGUUGUCAUCGCCGUUGCCAUAGUGGGAGGCUUCACCAUCGGCAUUUUGAUUGGUCGCUUUGCCACGUGUCCUGAUGAGGAAAAUGCGAAAUACAAAAAGUCGGUGAAAGAAGCGGAUUCAACGAUAACUGAUCUUCUAAUGCAGUCUAUCAGCGCAGAAAACAUAGAAGUAAACUUAAAACACCUGACACAGAGUCCUCACAUCGCAGGAAGGGACCGCGACUUUGAGCUUGUGGCCUACCUCAAGAGUAAAUUUACAGAAUAUGGACUGGAUUCUGUAAAAUCCACGCCGUACCAGGUUCUCCUGUCGUAUCCAGACAACGAGAAUCCCAAUACUGUGCUGAUUGUGAACAACACAGGCGGGGAGACUAUCGUCUUCGACUCCACUUCCACCGAGAGCAACGUCUCUCAACUUGAGGGAGUUAUCCGCCCUUUUCUGGCUUACUCCCCCUCUGGUGUAGUCAACGUGAGUGUGAGCACAGACGGGAGUCCUGAGUGCUGACUAAGCGCAUCUAAAUAGCAAUGGAAUGAUAUUU